GUGAGACAAGAAUAAACCAUGGCAGCAGACGGCAGCUCCUUCCUGCUCUUCCUAACAGCGGCUUUUUUGUACCUUUUUAUUCCCAUUGGGGCCCUGCACACAGUCGGCUCCCUCCCUCUAGACACCGUCACUUUUUACAAGGUAAUUCCCAAACAGAAGUAUGUCCUGGUAAAGAUUGACACGCAAUAUCCAUAUGGAGAGAAACAGGAUGAGUUUAAGAAAUUAGCGGAAAACUCUGCUUCCAGCAAGGAGCUCUUGGUGGCUGAGGUGGGAAUAUCAGAUUAUGGUGAAAAGGAAAAUUCAGAACUUGGCAUGAAAUACAAAGUGGAAAAGGACGACUAUCCUGCCUAUUUGCUAUUCACUAACGGGGAUUUGGAGAAUCCAGUCCGGUACACCGGUGAGGUUAAACAGGACACCAUUCAGCAGUGGUUGAAGAAUAAAGGUGUGUGGGUUGGGAUGCUCGGCUGCCUGGAGGAGUAUGACUCACUGGCUGUGGAGUUCCGCAGCACAACUGCCCAGGAAGAGCGCCAGAAGAUCAUGGAGAAGGUGAAGGCCAUGGUACAGGUGAUGCCAGAGUCUGAGCAGAAACUGGCAGAACAGUACCACAAAAUUAUGAGCAAGGUUCUGGUGCAAGGUGACUCAUUCGUCCAUUCUGAGAUUACACGGAUUGGCAAACUACUGGGAGAGAGCAAGAUGAGCUCAGCUAAGAAGGUGGAGUUUCAGAAACGCCAGAACAUCCUGAGCUCAUUUCAAAUACCCAGCAUUGCAAAAGAGGAUUUGUAAGAAUGAAUUGGGAUCUGUUAAAGUCCUUAAGUAAAAAGAAGUAUCCUACUGUAAGCCAUGUCACUGCUGAAGUUGCUAAGAAAAGGAGGACCCUGCCAUCAGGAGUCCUCUUCUGGUUUCUCUUCUCAAAGGCUCUGACUCUUGCAGUAUCUCAGCUGAGCCUGAUCCUGUUCUCAGCUGCCACCUUGCAGGACCCACUGGAUAUAUCAGGAGAACUAGCUAAUUUUUUUUUGCCCCUCCCUUCCUAAUCCAAAGGGACCAAAAGCCAAUUAUGGCAUCUCGCACCUAUCAGUUAACUCCGCAGUCUUGGACUCAACCCUCAUACCUUUUUACUCUGUCUGGCUCAUAACCACAUAUUUAGCAACAAAGCCCUGGGGGAAGUCUUAAGACCCUUCUUCGAAAGGGAAUUUUCACCAUCGUUGUGGCAGCACAUUGUGUUGAAGCUUCAGGAGCAUACGCUGAUGGCGGGAAAUAAGUCACUGCCCAAUAUGCUCUUCAUAGCACAGAGUUCCCAAUCUCAGCUGUGCUGCUACGAGGAGCUGCUGGUGGGAGUGAUACCAUUGCAAAUCGAUUUAAAACUGACUUCUAACAAGCAUCCAAUAAAAUAUUUUAAAGUACAUCAAAAUUUAUAGAAAUUUUGAAGUUCUUCAGCAGUGACAUGGUUAAGUCUAUUUGUUUACAAACCUUUUAAUUUUUUAAUUCUUGCAAAAGAACUUUUUCACUAACCUUUUGUUGAGGGUUAAUCCCAGUAUUGUUUCAACGUGCGGUAAUCUGAAGCAGCACAGGUCUGUCCUGUUACUUCCCACAUGGCUAGUUCCUGAUAUCAAAAAUGCCACAGUGGGCUGUAACCAAACAGAGGUCAGGAAGUCAAUAAGAAGUAACAAUAGAAGAUAAUACCGUUAGAAUUCUAGAUACUGUAGUAGUGGAGCCUUUUUUUACUUCCUCUUUAGCUAUAAUACCUCUGAACAGUAUUCCUUAACAUUGUGUCACACUGGAAAGCAAGAGAAGGAACAAUGUGAAGUCCCAACUAAGGUGGACAGGUGUGUCUGGGCCUCCAUUCAUACAUGAAAAUGCAGGUAUGCCAAACACCACAGGUGAAUGGAGGCAGGUGUGAGAAAGCCUUCCCUCUUCCAGCAAAAGACAAUCUGAUUCCCCACAGGAGGGUUUCUCAGCAAAAUCUGCAGCGAAUCCUUUUACAUUGCAACCCCUCCACAAUUUCCAGAAGUGAUCUCAACAAGAGCAGAGCAGAACCUCAAAUCCUGUUAUUCCAUGGACUGUGUAAUACUUUAAGGAAAGGUGUUGUCUAACUACUGGUGACACCUGUACACCUUACAAUUAUCCAUAUUUUGAUCUUCCCCCAACAGUUGAUCUGUGUUAGGAUUGUCCUGAUAUGCAAAUAACCAUUUGUGUGUUCUAUUGUAUGAAUUGGUUUCAAAAAUUUAUUAAAAAUUAUAAUUUACACUUAA
This is a messenger RNA of Carcharodon carcharias (great white shark), 2249 nucleotides long. Its product is annotated as endoplasmic reticulum resident protein 29-like. Gene Ontology annotation, cellular component: endoplasmic reticulum; endoplasmic reticulum lumen. Lineage: Eukaryota; Metazoa; Chordata; Chondrichthyes; Lamniformes; Lamnidae. The transcript has 3 exons. Gene Ontology annotation, biological process: protein secretion. The coding region runs from base 19 to 783 and encodes 254 amino acids. The record is from RefSeq and is a predicted model, not a curated record.